This is a messenger RNA of Siniperca chuatsi (mandarin fish), 2790 nucleotides long. RefSeq names its product p53 apoptosis effector related to pmp22 (gene perp). The record is from RefSeq and is a predicted model, not a curated record. Bases 185 to 742 code for a protein of 185 amino acids. The transcript has 3 exons. Lineage: Eukaryota; Metazoa; Chordata; Actinopteri; Centrarchiformes; Sinipercidae. Gene Ontology annotation, biological process: cell-cell adhesion. Gene Ontology annotation, cellular component: cell-cell junction; membrane.
UCAGGUCCCAAACAGGUUGCAUUACACACUUGGGUAGGGCUUUUAUCUGGUAUUCACACCACACCCUCUGACACUCUUUUGUGCGCAAAAACGCACACGACGGUAUAUAAUCGGACGGACUACACCGCGUUUACACUGCUUGUCCUUCUCUCUAAUCCCGCUCCACGCACUCUAAUCGUCGGUCAUGUUUCGCUGUGGGAUCGCCUACCCCCGAUGCAGGUGGAUCGUGCCCCUGCUGCUGCUCUUCGCCAUUGUUUUUGACAUUAUCGCCAUCGCCGCUACCUCGGGAUGGGUCGAAGACGAGGACGCCAAGUCUCACUACGCCAGUAUGUGGAACCAGUGCCGAGGCAGGAAUAACGAGUGGAACUGCAAGUCGCUCAUGGAGUUCUCUUGGGCCCAGGCAGUGGCUGCUCUGAUGAUCAUCGGCCUCCUCAUCCUCAUCAUCGCCUUCAUCAUCUCCCUUGUGGCUCUGUGCUGCACGCUCAACAUCACUCUUCUGCCCCUCAUAGGAGUGCUGUUGAUCAUUGUUGUGAUCCUCCAGAUCAUCGCUCUGAUCAUCUACCCCGUCAAAUUCAACGAGCUGAUCUUCGAGGGCCACUAUUACUACACCUGGGCCUAUGGCUUCGGCUGGGGCGCCACCAUCCUCUGCAUCGGCUGUGCCAUCCUCUUCUGCUGCCUGCCAAGUUAUGAGGAUGAGCUGACCGGCCUGGCCAAGACCAAAUAUCUCUAUUCCUCUACUUAAAGACAAAACCUGCACACCCACCCAAUUACAGCCAUUUCCACUUUUCACUCUGGGCUUGAUCUGUGCUGGCCAUUGAACAUUUUUACACUGUCCCAUUUCACCAAAGAUCCACGAUGGCUCAGUUCAGAUAAAUUUGGUUCAGCAGUGGAAAAUCCCUGAAGUUAGAAGCAAGGGGAUGAUUCUUACUGGAAGUGGACUGUGAUAGGAUGUCGCAUCUGCUUUAAUGAACAGACCUCUAUUUUAGAUUAAGUCACCAUCAUAAAUUUUUUUUUGUUUUUUCACAUUCUGCAUUUUAGUGAAAUAUACAGUUUUCCUCAUUUUAUCUGUACUUUUUACCUGUAAUUCCUAAUACAAGAUCACUGAAGUGCACUUAACCUAAGGGAUGUAAUUAUGUGUAAAGCAUAGCUUUAGCCUGAUUUAUUUUUGAUCUCCUAAAACCCUGUUAGAAGUUUCCAAUUCACACUAAAAUAUUUGCAAAGGAAUCAUUAAUCAGAAUUUGGUUUUGUCCCAUGUGUUAUAGUUUGUUUUUCUCAGUUCUUUAAUGUGUCUUUUUUCUGUAUGUUGCUGUGCAUAUGGUAAGAAGAAGCAAAGGCUUGGACUAAGAAGCUGAAUGUAAUCUAUCUACAUAUGGAAAUGUACAUGUAGUUUAACAGUCAUGUGUUUGCACCUUUUUAUGCAUUUUAUUUUAAUAAUUCUUAUCUGAUGUUUGUCUCCAGAAUUUUUUAUUCUUAUUUACUUAUUACCCAAGGGAUAUAACUGAGGAAGUUUGCUGUGCUGUCUUUGUAUCUGUUCUGAACACUACUAAUAAUACACUUUGUGAGUAGACACAGCAGUGUGAUUGUUGAAUGACUUGGCUCUAGUUAUUGCUUCUCUGUCACUCUAAACUGGAAGCAAAUUAAGAUGAUUUUCUAUUGAGCUUGAUAAUGAAUCUGCCUCAUGCAAAUUUAGAAAACAUAGUCUUAUGCAGACAUUUUCUUGAGUACUUUUUCACACUUUGAUCCAGACUUUUUAUAAUACUUACUUCAAGAGAACCAUUAUUUUACAAUCUGUGGCUGAAAUGGCAAGAAUAUCAAGACGUCUACAUCAAUCUUCUGUAGAAAUUCUACUCUCAAUUUUUCAAACAGUCCAAACUCAUGUGAGCUACCUUGUUUAACAAUGUCACAUGUCAUCAUUUUGGUUUAAAGGGAACAAUGAACUCAGAAGCUCAUUCUGUGUUUUUCAUGUCUUGUUGCCUCAAAGUAGUGCAUUUAGAGAGAAGACUAAACUAUUUUUCACUUGAGUUCUUUGAAAGAUUAAAAUAUUUUUUCAGUCACAGAAAGAUGACUAAUCAUGUAUUUUCCAAAAGCCUUCAUAUGUUUUGAUAAUGCUCCUUUGGCUAACCAUCUGCUGGUUUGAUGAGACACUGAGACCAAGGUGUACAAUCUUCUGACAUACUGAUGUGUAAAACUUGUGCCUUAUCUUCUUCAGUGUUGAGUUGUAAAAUCCUUGACUGUUCUAUCAAACUGGUCAGUCUGAUUUUACUGACUCUCACUUUAAUCUCAGUCAUCAGUAACAUGGCUGCUCAUGCCAAGACCAAAUUCAUGCCCAAACAAGACAAGUUAUUUUGUUUUAUUACAUGAAAGAGUUCUGAGGAAAGAUCAUUUGUGACUGUUGAAUGAAAAGAGAUUUGACGAUUGACCUUAGAUUAGUAGUCAAAGACCACAACCCAACUUCUGCUUGUAGCUUGGAGUCAUUCAAGUUGUUUAUGCAGCAAAUUGCUAGAUUUUAGAAUUUGAUAGAAGUUUUAACUGAGAAUGAGGACAGAUUCAGGCAGGUUUACACUUGAAGAAACUCUGCCUGGAUGUCUUGAAGGUGAGUUGAAAAACAUGUUUUUACUUACGGCCAUGUAUUUCAGUCAUUAUUUGUCACUAUAUGGGUAUAUACUGUACUAUCGAGAAUGUCUUAUUAAUUCAUCCACUUUCGGAAAUCACCCAGCUGUUCUUCUGUAGUAUGAAUCAAUUAUUUUUGGUAGUCUGUAUUUUUAUGCAAUAAAGAGUUUCUUUUUUGAA